UCGCAUGAAUAGACACACAGGCUAGGGUUGUAGUGUACUGGAAAGGGGGUAGGAAAUUACUCUGAAUGAUGAUAUAGUUCAAGAAGAUAUGCUGACAAAAUAAGGCACUAGGGAAACCAGCAUUCUUAUAAUGAAAGUGGGGUUUCUCAGACAGAAUCUGUGACACUGAGAUAAAUCCCUUAACCACCGUGCUCUCCGGUCUCUAACGCCAGAUGUGAACAGUGCCUCCUCUUUCGUGCUACAGCAGCCUUACUUUCGGAUUGGUCAAUAACCAAGCGCUUGGUUCUUCAGAGCACUGAGAGUUACUGCCGAGAGACCUAGCAACUCUCACCAUCAAAGACCGCAAACAGCCUAUUUCAAGAGGCGUGGGUAAGUAGCUGACUUAACGGGAAGCGCAUGGUGCUGUGGUGUGUACCCUAGGUUAGCCAGUGGACAAGAGUUCUGCAUGGAGACCAAUGCGAUUAACAGAGCUGAGUGAGUGGAAUGGCCGGGACUGUCGUUGUUUUGAGUCAAACUCACUUUGCUGGGCCCCACAGCCUGGUACUGUGUGGGUGCUAACAGAGAGGAACAAAGCAUGUGGACCACAUCUGCCAUGACAGUCAACAUGUCUGAGGCUGAGCCAGACCACAUUAACUGCACCAUCAGCCAUGAGAUCCACCAGUACCUGUUCUCUGUGGCCUACAUCCUGGUUCUUUUGAUUGGCGUUCCCACCAACGCCUACUCCCUCUACCAUGCCUGGCUUCAGCUGAGAGACAAGAACGAGCUGGGGAUCUACCUACUCAACCUGACCGUGUCAGACCUCCUCUACCUGGCCUCUCUGCCUCUCUGGCUGCAGUACAUCUUCCAGGGAGAUGACUGGAGACAAACUGAGUGGCUUUGCCAGCUGUGUGGCUUCCUGCUCUAUGAAAACAUUUAUGUUAGUAUCGGAUUCUUAUGUUGUAUCUCUAUAGACCGUUACCUGGCCGUAGUGUACCCAUUCCGCUUCACAGCUUUUCGAAGUAUGCGGGCAGCCACGUUGGCCAGCGCCUUCAUCUGGCUGAAAGAGAUUGCUGUGGGUGUUGUCUUUUUCAAACACAAAGAGCUAAGCAGGGACAGCACCAACCAAUCGGUGUGCUUUGAGCACUACCCCAUGCAGCCGUGGGAGUACCCAAUCAACUACUACCGUUUUGCCGUUGGCUUCCUGUUCCCACUAGGCAUCCUGUCCGUGUCAUAUCUCCGCGUCCUGCGGGCGGUCGGAAAAAGCGUAGGCACGCAAAGCACCCAGAAAACACGCAUCAAGAACCUGGUGACCAGCACCAUUGUCAUUUUCCUGGUGUGUUUCUCUCCAUACCACGUGUUCCUGCUGGUGCGUACCAUCUUAGAAAGAGACUGCCCCUUCAUAAUCAACAUCUUCAACUACUACCACGUCUCCCUGCUGCUCACCAGCUUCAACUGCGUGGCCGACCCAGCGCUGUACUGUUUCGUCAGUGAGAGGGCCCAGCAGGGGAUCCAACAAGCCCAGGAGGCCUGUACCCAGGCCCUCUGCUACUGCUGCCACAGGGGACAGCACAGCCCCAUCACAGCCACAGGUACAGACUCCGAGGUGGCCACCUCCAACGAGAACAGAAAAGUCUCAGUCACACUGCUGGCGUCUAGUAGUAAUAUUAAUAAUACAUGGGUUUUAUGAAGCUCUUUUGAAGGAGCUAAAGACACUUGAUUAUUAGACUAUGAGCUAGGGUUGGAUUUGGAGAGAGAAGGUUGGGGAAAAAAUACAUACAGUGACAGGACAUUGGACAUGAGACAUUGGGCAAUGAUAUGAUUGUGGGCAGUCCCAUGAGCAGUAACGUGAGGUUCAUAGGAACCCAUCAAAUAUGCUGUCAAAUGAAAGCUAAGAGUCUAUAUUUUUGCGAAAUUAACGCAUAUAUACAUUUUUCAACCAUUUCCAAUGCAAAAAAAAUGUGGAAUAAGCAAAGGCUUUGAUUUCUGUUCAAACAGAUAGAAAAGGGGUCUUAUAAAACAUCUACCAGAAAAAGUCUUAAAGGUAUUAGAAAUACAUCAAAACCCAGUAAUGUUGCAGUAAAGACCCUUCCAAGUAAUAUCUAUAUAUUUAGUUUUGCAGAAAUUAUUUGACGUCUGUAAGUUUAAGGAAUGUUGCCUAGUGUCUAGUCAUUCUCUUACCAGAAACAUAUCUUUAAGAUAUUUUCUAAUUUCUCUCCCUCAUGAGGAGGGAGAAUAAUGAAAGUUCACAUAAGUAACAAUUAAAGGUAGACCUACCGGUUUUAGUGUUUUUACUGAUAACAAUUUGGUUUAUGAUUUAUUAAGUGAUUUAAAACGUGUCAUUUUGGUACCAAAUUGGUAACGGAAUGGCUGCAACUGAAUUGGCUGCAAUGGGAGUUCAUACUAGUUACAAACCAGGUGGGUCAUCUGCUAAUGUCCUCCCUUCUACUGGCAUACUGUUAUGUUCAGCUCAUAACUGUUUUCUUUCUCUUUCCGUUGUGUGGCGGUCAAAGCAAGAGUGUGAAAACAGUCUGGACAACCCCGCCCUCUCUCUCCCUGUCUCUCUUCUCUCUCUCCAGUUGAAGUCACUUCUCCUGGUUCUUAUUGACACCUAGCCAUGACUCUCAUGAGCCCUCUCUAUUUCCAUUUACUGUAACUGGCCCUCUCACCCACUGAGCACCGACUGACACCGGACGUCUUUGGACGUGGAAAAGUAGUUUACAUUUUGUCAGUCCAAAUCUAAACCAGUCAUAGAUGUCUGUUUCUACUGUACUGUACUGACCUUUACUGUACUGAACUAUACUAGGCUGUACUGACCUUUAAUUUUCUGAACUAUACUGUACUGACCUUUACUGUACUGAACUCUACUGUACUGUACUGACCUUUACUGUACUGUACUGACCUUUACUGUACUGAACUCUACUGUACUGAACUCUACUGUACUGUACUGACCUUUACUUUUCUGACCUGUACUGUACUGACCUUUACUGUACUGAACUAUACUAGGCUGUACUGACCUUUAAUUUUCUGAACUAUACUGUACUGACCUUUACUGUACUGUACUGUACUGACCUUUACUGUACUGAACUCUACUGUACUGUACUGACCUUUACUUUUCUGACCUGUACUGUACUGACCUGUAUUGUACUGAACUCUACUGUACUGAACUCUACUCUACUGUACUGUACUGACCUUUACUUUUCUGACCUGUACUGUACUGACCUUUACUGUACUGAACUGUACUGUACUCUGCUCUACUGUGCUGUAUUUUGAUGCUGUACUUUGUUGUCCAAACGUGUGAAAUAAUGACAUCUAUGAUUGGUACAGAUUUGGUCCGAACUGGACCAACCAAAUUUGGUCUUGUUUGGGGCCGGAGCUCAUUAGAAUAAUAGCCAUUGUGUAGAAUAAUACCCAAACAUGCAAAGAGGGAUAUUACAUUUGUUCUACCUUUGUGUACUUUUUCAGGAUACAUCACAAUGAGGAGAAGGACAUUCAUAAUUAUACACUACGGUAUAAUACAGAUCAGGGUCUCAUGAUGUGACCAUCUGUUUCCGGGUGUUAAUCCACUUCACUUACUGUAGUUCAAUAACCAAAGUAAAAAAAAAUCUAACUCAAGUUGUCAUAUCAUAGCUGACACCGAUUCUUUCUGCAGACAUCUUUGAAUCUUAAUUUGGAGUAAAACAUGGUCCAAAAAAACAGAGGGAGAUUAUAUUGGCAUUCUGUUACCAAACUUUACAUCUGCACUGUUCUUCCAGUAAAUGUAUUUGUAAAAUAUUCAGUGGAAAUUGUUAAAAAUAGUCCUUGUGCAUAGAGCUGUAUGUUUUGUUGAACUUUGCAAUCAAUGGUUUUUGUCUGGCAUACAGUCUGUGUCAUUCUGUUACAGUGGCCUUGGACAUAUGACAUAGUAAAAGUCUUAUAUUAAGGUAUAACAUAUGAAUAUGAUGCUUUUUGUUUUUAAAUGAAUGUUUUAUGCUUUCUUUAACAUGUGCAGGACACAUGCACACGUGAUGCUGCCUUGUGUAUAAGCCUGAGUUGAAAACUAUCUUGCUUACCAAGUUCUUUCUGCAACAUUGUCAGGUUUUUAUCUUUCAUCACAUUAUGUAAUAUUCAUUGUGUGUUUUUGGUUUUGGGAGUGACUCUGAAUUCAUACGACAUAUCAGCACAGAUACGACAUAUCAACAUAGCCUCUUGACCAAACUUAUCUCUAUUUCCUGUUUGUUUAUUUUUAAGUACACUGAACAAAAAUAUAUAAAGUGUUGGUUUCAUGAGCUGAAAUAAAAUAUCCCAGAAAUGUUUCAUACA
Molecule: messenger RNA, 4278 nt
Organism: Salmo salar (Atlantic salmon)
Lineage: Eukaryota; Metazoa; Chordata; Actinopteri; Salmoniformes; Salmonidae
Source: RefSeq, a predicted model, not a curated record